Dinoponera quadriceps is the source of this 3460-nucleotide messenger RNA. RefSeq lists its product as uncharacterized. Gene Ontology annotation, molecular function: nucleic acid binding. Lineage: Eukaryota; Metazoa; Arthropoda; Insecta; Hymenoptera; Formicidae. The transcript is spliced from 2 exons. The record is from RefSeq and is a predicted model, not a curated record. Bases 113 to 3202 code for a protein of 1029 amino acids.
CAUCUACGGUUCCGACGGUGGGACUAGUUAGCGCAAAGCUUCGCGAGUAUUCCUCGCGCCGCCAUUGAAUGAACAGUGUACGCUUUCAAGCCCGGUAAGGCUCAUACCGAGCAUGAUUUUCGACAUGGAGCAAAGAGCGGCGAUCAAGUUCUGCUUGAAAUACGGGAAGAGCGCGUCGGAGACGUUUGCGCUGUUGCGAGACGCGUACGGAGAGGAGUGUCUGUGUCGCAGCAAGGUGUUCAUGUGGUACUCACGUUUCAAAAACGGCCGUGCGUCGCUCGAGGACGAUCCGAGAAAGGGCCGGCCUUCGGCGGGCAAGAUGGACGACAAUGUGGAAAGUGUGCGCGCUCUUCUGGCCGAGAACCGCCGGCUGAGCAUGCACGCGAUCGCGAAGGAGCUGCGAAUCAGCGUGGGGAGCGUGCACACGAUCGUGCGCGGCGUGCUGAUGAAGAGGAAGGUGUGCGACAAGUUCGUGCCCCGGUCGUUAACGCCGGAGCAAAGGGAAGAGCGCGUCGCGGCGGCGCGAGAUCUCGUGCGAUCGGCCGACGCCAAUCCGAAUUUCUUGAACAGCAUCGUCACGGGCGACGAGUCGUGGUGCUUUCAGUACGAUCCAUCGGCGGAACGUCCGAGAAGCGACCCGGAAGAGGACCGACCGAUACGAAGAGCAGGAUCGAAGCUGAAGACGAUGUUGGUCACGUUCUUCGACUCGCGAGGCCUCAUCCACCAGGAAUUCCUGCCGCAGGGCCGAACCAUGACCGGUGCUUUCUACUGCGAAGUCGUCGAUCGUCUUCUGGAAAAAAUCCACCAGGUCAGGCCGGAAUUCCACCAGUCGGGCGAAUGGUUCCUCCUGCGCGAAAGCACUCCGCCACACUCGUCGCUCGUUGUGACGAGAUUCCUGGCGCGGAAGUCGGUCACGAUCAUUAACCAGCCGCCCUACUCGCCGGAUCUGGCUCCGGCGGACUUCUUCCUCUUCCCGAUACUGAAGGCGGCCUUCGCAGCGACCCGUUUCGAGGAUAUCAGGUCCACCGAGAAUACCGUAACGGCGGUUCUAGAGGCCAUCCCGAGCGAGGACUAUUCCAGGGCCUUCCAGGAGUUGUACGAGCGCUGCCAAACGUGUUUAGAGAGAAAGGGAACCAUACUACAAAACUCGAAGUACAUGAGCCGAGAGGAGAUCGAGGAGAAGAUGAAUCUGGACGAGUCCCAGUGCUGUCCGCGCAGGAGUAAACGUAAGCAAAAACGGAGACUCGAGUCUAAUUCCGAGGAGGAGGACGAGACGUACGUUCCUAAAGUGAACGGGAUACCGAUAAUCGUGAAACGUAAGCCUCACAAGAAAAUCAAGCCGAGGUACAGCGCGCCGAACGGCGCGAAGCAGGUGCGCACAUAUCCGCCGAUCCCCAUUAGACCACGUCCGACUUCAUUACCGAGCGGUAAUCAGAUGAAGGAACAACAACAGCACGAAGUCAAAGUCAAAGUUGAGCGGCAAAAAGCGACGGCUGGUGUCGAGCCACCGAAGAAGAGCGCCGUCGUCUCACCGCCUCGCACGAUCAAUUCCUCCGCACCGACGCGCUACGAUUCCAGUCCACUUCCGCCACCCCUGUAUCAUACGACCCUCCUGAAUCAAACCUCAGCAUCUACCACUUACGUUCGGCCGAUCGGGCCCUCCGUUGAUCGGAACCUCAUGAACCCGAUGUUCCAUCAGAUCAUUCUGCCGCCGCCGCCGGCGUCGCAGGUGCCGGUGAUCCAGCAGAAGCCGUCUCAGUCCCUUCGGAAUGCGGCGAACGCGAUGGUGUCCAUCUCGAAUCCGGCGGAAAGUCGCUUCGGGCCUCGGCUUAUAUUUCCGCAAGCGAGAAAUCCCGAUGUCACGUUGACCCCUAAUAUAAUCGAGCUCGACAGUGAUUCCGACGACGACGACGACGACGAGCCGAAGAUCGUCGAGCAGCGCGACAAUUGUCCGAGCGACAACGCGCCGAGCAAUACGGGCACCGCGGACGUCUCCAACAAGGUGAUACCUGUUGCACUCUUCAGCACGGAAAAUGACAUUAGAGAAGAGCAACCUCUGAAAGAGAUGCGCACGACUUUGAGGAAGCCCACCUUCAGCGAGAUAAUGUCGACGCACACUCAAGAGCUCGAGACAUUUUUCGGCAACAUGAAGGAAGGUAUGCGCGACUUCUUCACUUCAUCCGAGAACGAGACAACUGCGGAUGUCAAUUUAGCGACGCGUCGGAAAAUCAAACGGUUCCACCGAAGUAUGCGCGAAACAGUUUUCCAAUUGGCGCAUAUCAACGAUAGAGUGAUACGUGAAUAUAACAAAUGGGAGAGGGUCCAGAAGACUGACACUGAAACGUCGACUGACCGAGGCACAAAAAAGAUGCCCCAAGAAGGUGUGGAGAUUCCCCUAAACAUGACCUGCGUGAACGAGUCUGACACCGAGUCCGAUAGCGAGGGAUCGGAAUGUCAGAUCAUGGAGCCUUCCGAUCGUGUUGAAUCUAGUAAUAUUCUCGAAGAUUUAUUACCGUUUAAAAAGAAGACGCGGCAUUGCGGUGUUGGUGAUAGCGCGCUUCUUUCGCCCAAGGACAAAGCGACUCAGGUGUACGACGUUGUUUCGAGGGAUUAUGAGAAAUGUAUCGGUUAUUCCCUGUUGACGAAGGCCCGUUACGACGACAAGAUGGAAGAGAGUGUCUUGGAGCCUGUGAAGAUACCCAACGAGAACUUCGACAAGUACCAGGAGCAGUUUAUCUUUUAUCUGCAACACAUCGAGGAUCACGGCAUCGAAACGGAAGAUACGAAAGGAUUGGAAAAUCAGGACGGGACCGUGAAAGAACACGCAGCGGCGGCGUAUACUUCGGAGUUACAGCAAAAUAUCGAUCUGUUUACCGCGUCUGUCGGACAGCCGGAAAAUUGCAAUGAAGUGGGAAAUUCGACGAGUCUCAUCGAUUCCGAAGCUUACGAUAAGGCCGACGUAGAUACACCGGAUCACGGGAAGACGAGCAAUAACUCAGAUUCUAACAGUAAAAUACGAUUUACAGAUAUGCAACUUAGCGGUGGGAUUCGGAAAAUAAAAUUGCAGAAAAUUCAAAAUGGUGCCACAACGUUAAGUAAUGAUGACGUGAGCUCAAGUAAAAAUGCUGACGAAGUGGUACGUACAGAAGCAGCUGUGAAAGCGAGGGAAAGCGAGGAGGACUGUACAAUUAUCGAUGAUUAAUGAAAGACUUCAUUAAAUUAUGUGCAACUAUAAGUAAAUACUCUAAUGAUUUAAUUUACAUCACUGUAGUUGUAAAGUCUUCAAGACUGCUUUAGACGAUCUAUAAUGCACGACAGAGAAAAUUAAUAACGCGGAAACGGAAUAUUUAUUUAUAAUAUCAUCGUACGAAAUUUAAUUAAAAAUUAAUCCAUGGCUUAUAAAGAUUUGUACUAUUUCAUUGUACAACAAUGUACUAUUUCAUUAUACUAAUUAUAAUAA